UAUCCAUCCGCCGGGUCAGAGAGUAUUUUGGAGAAAACGCUGAAUGUGACGCGUGUUUCCUCUGCCGUUCUCUCUCUCUCUUCGGCGACGUCGUUAAAAAUCCCCCUCGCCUCUCCGAUAGACCCGCGCCCCGACGAGCCGCGUCAACGCCCGGGGUCCCCGUGGCCGCACUUCUUUGGUUGCGGGGAGAGAGAUUCGGAUCUAGAUUCUGAGGCGCCUCUCUUGCGGGUUGUGACGCGGCGCCACUUAGCGAUAGAUAUGGCCACCGUUACGGAGUACGCCGGAGCGUUAUUUUCAAUUUAAUUCUUCUUCUACGUUUCUCCCCCACCACCCCCGUCGCCGUCUCGUCCCCCCUCCGCCUCACGGGUAGACGACGGGGCCGUUUUUUUCCGGGCAUGCCCCCGCGUGGAUUGCCGAGCGUCGGCGGCGGUCGUGGCUGCGUGGCAGGCUGGCCGGGGGAGCCUCUGUGAGUAGUCGCCGCCUCAGCUCGCUCGCAAGCGGAGGGAAACCGGAGCCGGGACGACGGAGAGCCAGCGAGCCCGUGUGGCCUCUCAAGCCAGACCGCCUUCCCCCCUUUGCACGGCGGCGGUCCGUUUCCUGUCUUCUGCUUUCUUUUUACACAUCCGCCGGAUGGGAUAUUUCAGCGAAAUACCACGAACGGCGACACUGUUGACCACCGACUUGGGCGGCUAACGCCGACUAGCUUAGGCGACCCCGGACUGGUUGGGGGGGGAGUAAAGCGUUGGUGCGACGCCAGCUGUCACCCGGAGAAAGAGGGGCAGCGCGGAGCCGUCAAGUAGAUGCGUGCGCCGACCGGGCUGCUCGCCGCCGUCGGACCCGCGCCGUCCGCCUCCGUCGAACGAGCGAAGUUGGGAGCAGCGCCGCCAGCCUUGGAUUAUAAUGCGCCGCUCUACGCCUCUCUGACGACUGCGGCGCACACCGUCGCUGGCGGAGAAGGCUAAGCUAGCUCGGGCUAGCUCGCUGGCUAAGCGAUAGAGAGAGGGGGGAGAGAAAAAAAGGAAAAAAGUGUGACGUUUAUCCUCCCGGUCAUUUGGACAUGAAGAAAAUAACUCGCUAUUCAUAGGGAUUGAAGAAUGUCAUCAGAGGAUAAGACUGUGGAACCCUCUGACCAGGGACCCUCGCCGCCAUCGAGCAGUGCAGGGGCCACGUCCACAGGAAGCCCUGCCCAUGCAGACAAGCGCCCUCGAGGCAGGCCACGCAAGGAUGCCGCUACCAUCUUACCGCAGGCACCACCCUCAUCCACAUCCAAGACCAGGAAGAAGGGUCGCACCAGAGGGCGGGUUGAGGAGGACAGCAUGGAUGGGACUGACAUACCAGAGUCCAUAGGCCCUCAGGACACAGAGACAGAAUCUCAGCUGGUGGAAAAUGUGGAAGUGGUGACUGUUGAGGGGCCAGAGGAAGACAAGCCCUCUUCCCCUCUGGUCCAGAUCUCACCAGCCAGGGAAUCAGCAGGACCAUCUGUCCCAGUGAGCAAAGAGUUUAAAAGCAGCGACCGUCUCUGUGCCUUCUGUUACUGCGGUGGUCGUAGCCUGCUGGGUCAGGGGGAUCUGCAAGUUUUCAGUGCCACGCCCGCACUCCCAACGCUCCAAAAAGACAGUGAUUCAGCUAGCGAGGGUGACAAGACCACUCAGCCAAAUGUGGCCAGGGAGGCCACCUCAGGACAGAGGGGCAAGCUGAAUGAAUCUGAGAGCCACAGGGAAGAACCAGACGCAGUCAGUCGGUACUGGGAUGAACUUUCUCAUGUCGGCCUCCCUCAAGAUCUGGACAUCCAGACUCUCUUUGAGUCAGGGGAGUGCUGGGCGCAUCAGAGUUGUGCGCUGUGGUCAGAGGGUGUUUGCGAGGGCAAGGGACAAUCUCUGCUUAAUGUGGACAGAGCCAUUGACUCAGGGAGCACAAAGCACUGUGCAUACUGUAAGCGCCUUGGAGCAUCCAUUAAGUGCUGUGCUGAAGGAUGUGCUCAACUCUACCAUUACCCCUGUGCAGGGGCUGCUGGGACUUUUCAGGAUAUCAAAAGUCUCUCCCUCCUCUGUCCAGAACACAUUGAAUUGGCCAUUCACAGAUUUGCAGAUGAUGUGAAUUGUGCGCUAUGUGAUAGCCCGGGGGACCUACUGGACCAGCUUUUCUGUACCAGUUGUGGUCAGCACUACCAUGGGAUGUGCCUGGAUAUGGCUGCAACUCCUCUGAGGAGGGCAGGCUGGCAGUGUCCAGAGUGCAAAGUCUGCCAGACAUGCAAGCAUCCAGGAGAGGACACCAAGAUGUUGGUGUGUGACGUGUGUGAUAAAGGCUACCACACAUUCUGCCUACAACCUGCCAUGGACUCUAUUCCCACCAACGGCUGGCGAUGCAAGAACUGCCGAGUGUGUGUCCAAUGUGGAACACGGACCAGCGGGCAGUGGCACCACACCAGCCUGCUAUGUGAGAACUGUGUCCAGCAUCGGGACCCGACUCUGUGCUGUCCUCUGUGUGCUUGCAUCCUGGACCCUGAGCAUCACAAAGACUUGCUGUCCUGCCACAGCUGUAAAAGAUGGCUACACCUGGAGUGUGAGCGUCAGAACUCAGGCCAAGCAGACAUCCACCCCAGGGAGGACUAUGUUUGUUCCAACUGCAGGUCCCCUGCUGCAGAGCAGGCCUUGCAGGCAGAGGAUAUGGACACUGGCCCAGAGCUAAGCCUUCAGCCGGCCUCAACGCACACAGACUCUGAGACCGACCUGCAGCUGGCUACAAAGCACACGGACCUAGAACCUGGCACUCAGCUGCCUGUCGAAAUGCACAAUGAACCCGAACCGGAAUUACUUGCUGUUCCAUUGCACUCUGAUCCAGAGCCUGUCCAGGAGGAGAGACCAGCCACGUCAGCCCAGAAGCCUGAAGUAGCUGUGGGACCUGACAUUGUUGAGCAGCAGGUUACUGAACCAUCUGUCAACAAAAGCUUGGCAGAAUUCAAACCAGAAUUAAAACCAGCAGUUAGGACUCUUGUGACCCAGCUUACAUCUGUAGAGAGUCCUGCAUCUCCAGGGUUUACCAACCUGGAGUCCAGGUCUCUCUCUCCCCAGGUUUCUAUGGAGACAGAACACGCACAGGAUAACAUGUUAACCACCAAGCCAGCAAAAGCAGAGACCUGCCCUGAGAAGGACAUGGUCACACCCAGCACAAAGGAUAUCAAGGCCAUCAUCUCAACCAAAGAACCAAGUACUGCAGAGAUAGCUGUCGCAGAUGAACCCAUGGAAGUUGCGCCAUCCAAGCCUGUGGAUAUGGAUGAAAUUGGGGCUGUUUCCCGGGAAACUGCUCCGAAAGAACUUUGCAAGGAGAAGCAAGAGGGCCAUGUGCACACAAAUCUAACGGAGGCUGUUGAUUCCUCAAGAUCAAGUGCAUUGAAGGAGAUGGAAACUACCCCAGAGAGCAAGCCUAAUCUCUCACUUCUCAGCCCGUCUUCUGAUGAAAAACCUCACAAGGUGUCUUUAGACAGAAUCGCUGAGAUAGCGGUCUCUCCUACGCACUUUUCCCCUCUGGCCCUGGGGAACUCCCCCCGAGAGCCUCCACAGACCCACACUGUCCUUUCCCUAGGCGACCACAGCAGUAUGAUGCCCACCACUACCACACUCAUACCACUCACUCCUAAAAUUGGCAUGGGAAAGCCAGCCAUCUCCAAGCGGAAAUUUUCUCCUGGGAGGCCAAGAGUAAAGCAGGGUGCAUGGAGCCCCCAUAGCAGUGUGAGCUCCCCCUCAUCCUGGUCACCAGACCAGCCAGAGGGGUGGGACGUCCCAAAGACCAGGCAGCCCUCCGGCAGCCCCGGCUGGAGCAUCAGAGUGGGCCGUGGAUCAGGCUUCCCAGGCAGGAGGAGGCCCAGAGGGGCAGGACUAUCAGGUAGAGGGGGGCGUGGAAGAGCCAGAGGCAAGAAUGGGGCUUGUCCUGCCAUCAACCCUGGGAUUACUACAAUAGAAACACCGUACCCAGUCAAGGAAGAAGAGGAGAACGCCAUGCACAACACAGUGGUUAUAUUCUCCAGCAAUGACAGUUUUACACUGGAACAGGACAUGUGUGUGGUGUGUGGGAGCUUUGGUCUGGGGGCAGAAGGUCGCCUUCUGGCCUGUGCUCAGUGCGGCCAGUGCUACCAUCCCUUCUGUGUUGGUAUAAAGAUCACCAAGGUGGUGCUGAGUAAAGGCUGGCGCUGUCUGGAGUGUACGGUGUGUGAGGCCUGUGGCCAGGCCACAGACCCUGGUCGUUUGCUGCUGUGUGAUGACUGUGACAUCAGCUACCACACCUACUGCCUGGACCCUCCUUUGCAGAACGUACCCAAGGACAGCUGGAAGUGCAAAUGGUGUGUGUCCUGUACUCAGUGUGGGGCCACCUCCCCAGGCCUGAGGUGUGAGUGGCAGAAUAAUUACACCCAAUGUGGCCCCUGUGCUAGCCUGGCAACUUGCCCCAUCUGCCUACUUGACUACAGUGAAGGCAUGAUCAUCAUGCAGUGCCGUCAGUGCGACAGGUGGCUGCAUGCCUCUUGUCAGGGUCUUCAUUCUGAGGAUGAGGUGGAAAAAGCUGCAGAUAACAGCUUUGACUGCACUAUGUGCCGAGCGUUCAAGUCCACUAAGGUGCCAGCCAAGGCCAGAGACACCAUUGAGCCUGCAGUUAUGACGCAGUUUGUAACAAAGGCCAAAGAAAUGGACUUGGCGAGGACCUAUACCCAGGACGGCGUGUGUCUGACAGAGUCAGGGCUGUGCCAGCUCCAGAGCCUGUCGGCCACCGCAUCACGACGCAGGAAGCCAAAGCCCAAGCUGAAGCUGAAGAUCAUCAACCAGAACAGUGUGGCAGUGCUCCAGGCCCCCGCAGACCCCCUUUCAGAGCACUCCCGUGAUGAAGACAUAGAGGACAACAGAGAGGUGGAACUCAUGGAUUGCGAGGGGAAGUCUGACUCAAGCCUGGAGCGAGAGCCAGCAGAGGACGACUCCAAGGGGGCCAACGGCAGCAAGAAGAGAAAGAGGAAGCCGUACCGACCGGGCAUUGGCGGGUUCAUGGUGCGCCAGCGGAGCCGUCCGGGACAAGGGCCGAGCAAGGCCAAGCGGUUGUUGUGCAGGAAGGAUUCCACCGGCUCCGUAUCCGAGAACCUUACUGGAAAAGAUGAAGGAUGGACAGAGGCCCAGCCUGAUGCCACUGUAGAUGAGACUCCACCCGGCCCAGAGGUCCCUGAAAAAAUCAAGAAACGCUACCGCAAGAAAAAGACCAAAUUAGAAGAGGCCUUUCCCACAUACCUGCAGGAGGCAUUCUUUGGAAAGGACUUGCUGGACAAGAGCAAGCAGAGCAGGCAACAGGGGGUGGAACCAGGUUUACUGGAAGAGGGGCAGGGCCAAGCAGAGAGGAAGCACCCCACCACCGGCUUCCUAAACCCCUCGUCAGACCCCCUGCUCAGUGCAUCGGCCUCAGCUCUGCCCACCAGGCCCGCAGAAGCUCAGACGUCUGAGGAACCGUUAGUUGAUCUAUGUGAUGUUCUGAACACUGAUGCAGACAUCUUGGGAAUGCUGGGGAAGCCGAGCAGUGACUCUGGUCUUGAUUUUUGCCCCUUCCAGGUUGACAGCUCACCUCCUCCUUUUGCUGGUUUGGACAUCGGGCCCUUGGCUGACAGCUCCCCAGUGGGGCCCCAGUCCGGCCGACGGACACCUCGUGCCAUCCCAGAGGAACCCCUGGACGGAAUCCUCAGCCCGGAGCUGGACAAGAUGGUCACCGAUGAAUCCAUUCUCAGCAAACUGUACAAAAUCCCAGAGCUAGAGGGUAAGGAUGUAGAGGAUCUCUUCACUGCAGUUCUGAGCCCCAGCACCAACCAACCGCCACCACAGGUGCCUCACCCCCAGGGCCCAGGACCCCUCCCUUCAGCACCAGGCACCAGUAUGCCUCACCCCAACGCUGGAAAUCCCAUGUUUCCAAGAAUGCCAAUGAUGAACGGCAUGAUGGGACCAAAUCAACGUUUUCCGCCAAGCCCAGGCGCAGGGCCCUGCAUCCCAGAAAAUUUCUCCCCCCUCCACCGUAUGCCUUUCGCUGACAAUCCAAGGGAUAGGAAGUUUAAUCAGAUGCCUAGAGAGGCACUUGCCCAUGGCCCAUGGCUUUCUCCUGCCCAUGGCUCAGGCCCAGCCCCUCCUGGAUCUCUGCCUGAGGGGGAGACGGAAUCUAUGUCCAAUGCCCAAAGGAGUACACUCAAAUGGGAAAAGGAGGAGACUCUGGGAGAGCUAGCCACUGUCGCACCUGUCCUCUAUACCAACAUCAACAUUCCCAACCUUAAGGAGGAGUUUCCAGACUGGUCUACAAGAGUCAAGCAAAUUGCAAAACUGUGGAGAAAGGCUAGCUCACAAGACAGGGCCCCAUAUGUGCAAAAAGCAAGGGACAACAGAGCUGCCCUGCGUAUCAACAAAGUCCAGAUGUCCAACGAGACGAUCAAGAGGCACCAACCACAGCAGCAUCCCCCUGAGGUGUUUGACCCCAACAUACCACUAGACACAGAACUGCUCUUUAAAGACCCUCUGAAACCCAAAGAGUCAGAGCAUGAACAAGAGUGGAAGUUUAGACAGCAAAUGAGGCAGAAAAGCAAACAGCAAGCCAAGAUUGAAGCCACCCAGAAACUGGAGCAAGUUAAGAAUGAGCAGCUGCAGCAGCAGCAGCAACAACAGCAGCAGCAGCAGACAACAGGCAGCCAGUCUGAGGGAGACGGCAACAAUAGUGGUAACCAGAGCCCUGCCUCCCAGCCCAGCAAUGGGAGUACAUCCCCCAAUGCUAAAGAGAGCUUUGCUAGGCCCCACCUCCCAGGAACGCCAACCUCGGGGCCUCCUGAGGACGUGUUCCUGCGGCCUCCUCCGCCCCCUCCAUCAGGACCCUCCUCCCAACCUCAGUCCCCUCAGGUCUUCUCACCAGGCUCCUCCGGCUCCAGACCAUCAUCUCCAUGGGACCCUUAUGCCAAAAUGGUGGGAACCCCUAGACCACCAGCUCUAGGGCCAAAUGUAUGUCGCCGAAUGCCCCUGGAUUCUGGCAAGUCCCCGAACUCUCUGAUUGAGCAGCAGGAUAGAGGGAGGCCCUCUCCGGCUCAUGAGUCUUUUGGCUCCCCUACAUCCAUGAGUAAUGACCCUUACGCUAAGCCUCCUGACACCCCAAGGCCAGCAGGGGAAAUUGACCCCUUCCUAAAGCCGAUGGGCCCUCCCAGGUCCAGUCAGGCUUCCCAAGGGAGACCCCCAAUGGGCUCCCCUGCUAGGGACCCUUACUCCAGACCUAUGAUCAGGAAUGAGGCUUAUCAGCGCAUGGCCCUGAAUAGGAUGAUCCUGUCUGACCCUUAUUCACGGCCCUUACUAGCCCCUAUACCUGGCAGUAAUGAGUCUGGCUCAGUGUCUCUGUUCAAAACGCCCAUGCCUCCUUCCCAGGCUCAGGACCCCUUUAACCGGCCAGGACCACAUCCCUCUGACAGGUUUUCUCAGAGUCAUCAGAGUGACCCAUACGCUCAGCCCCCCCACACCCCAAGACCUUCUGGAAAUGACCAGUCAUUCACUAGUCCGCCAAGAAUGGGCCAGCAUCACUCUCAGGGCCAUCAAUUUGCUCAGCCAGGACAAAUGCAGCAGAUGUCUAGAAAUCCUUAUGCCCAUGCUCCCUCCACCCCAAGGCCCGACCACUUCACCUAUGACCCCUUUGCCCAACCCACUGGACCACCCAAGCCAGCUUCUGACCCCUAUGCUCAGCCCCCAGGUACCCCUCGACCCAUGAGUGAGCCUCACACCCAAUCACGCCCAUUCUUUGAGCCCUAUGCUCGACCCCCUGGUACCCCACGUCCACAUGACAACUACAGCCAGUCAUCAAACACCCCCAGCCCAUCCUCAGACCCUUACUCCCAGGCUUCUACUGCUCCUCGCCAAGGUGGGAUGAACCAGUUUGGUCACCAGUCUCACCCUACUCAGAGAAUGUCCCCAUCCCACUCUGUGGACACUUAUGCCCAGCCGCCCAGUACUCCGCGUCCUUCCAUGGGUGAGAGGUUUUCCAAAUCACCAGGUAGCCAAAGGGGGUCUAUGGACCCAUACACCAACACUGGAACACAAAGGCCAGUGAGUGGUGAUAUGUUUUCUCAGCCAGGGGCCCCCAAACCAAUGCUAAAUGACCCCUAUGCCCAGCCUCAAGGGACCUUGCGUUCUGGUAUUGGUCCAGAUGGGCUCAGCAGGCAGGGGCCAAGGCCAGGACCCAUGGGGAACCAAGACCCUUUCUCUCCCCCUCAAGGCAGGCUACAGGAGCCUUUUCCUCAUCCUGGCUCGCAAACACCAAAAAACCCUGGUAUGCUAGAAGACGGAUUUAGUCGGUCACCAUCCAGGAGACCAAAUCAGACACCUGUCCACGACUCAUUUGAACAGGCUCCCAUGACCCCUCGACCACAGCCAACAGAGAAGAUGGAAAUGAAAGAUCAGUCCAGCAUGGGAAACACUGGCACUGCGCCUCAAGACCAGGGCCAACUGUCCAGCAACCCGCAGAUUCCUGGCACUUCUGAAGCUCCAAGUGUUCCGCUUGCUGACAGUGAGGAAAGACUCAGACAGAAGCAACGAAUCAGAGAACUGAUCCUUAAACAACAACAGCAGCGAAGUGCCAUCCGCCAAGAGAGGGGCCCCCAAGAGCCUCCUGGCAACAUGACCCCAGGACCACCUCGACCCUGGCCCCAGGAUGGCCCUGGGCAGCAGAGCGAUAUGUUUGGGAGGCCCCCUCCACCCUAUCCUGGACAAGGACCCAUCAGAGGGCCCAUUAGGUUCUCUGGACCUUUUCCAGGGGAUCAGCGUGGCCCCUUCCCAAAUGAAGGGCAGAUCCCAAGGGGCCAACAUCCUGUUGAUCCUAGUCUGAGACAUCAAGGGGCAAGGUUUGCAUUUCCAACUGGUGGUCCAGGACCACAUGGGGGCCAGGAAUUUUUCCCCCGAGGUCCUCACCCAAUGCAGGAUGUCCCCCAUCAGAUGAGGCGAUCUGUGUCUGCAGACAUGGCAAAAUCUAUGGGUGGCAGCCCCAUGGGGCUGCCGCAGCACUUCCCUCCUCGUGGCAUACCAGUACAGCAGCACAAUAUAAUGGGUCAGCCUUUUAUUGAGCUACGACACAGAGCUUCAGAGAACAGGCUUCGUAUGCCCUUUGCCCCCAGCACCAUGCAAGGGAACAAUAUAGACACCAAUAUGCAGGCUCAGAGGCCCCCUGGCUUCCUGGGAACACCUGAGUUCAGAUUCCCUUCCAGCCAGGCGCCUAGAAUGAUGGACCCCAUGGGGAAUCAGGCUGGCCAGGCCCAGCUAUCAGCCAGCAUGGAGAACCUGAACCAGCAGCCACAGAUGCCAGGAAACAACCUACCCCGGCAAGCCCCAUUGAUGAGAUCCAUGAGCCAACCAGCUUCCAAUGAGACCCAGAACAUGGCUGCAUCGAUGAUGCUGGCUGUGCCCUCCGCUGGGCAGUCUGAGACUGUUGCUGUGGUAAGCAAUGAAGCUGUUGAGGAGAAAUUGGAUGUAGAGGAGUCGGCCGUCAAGGAUCUUGAGGAUGUGGAGGUGAAAGACCUGGUGGAUGCUGACUUGGAAAACCUGAAUUUAGAUCCAGAAGAUGGUAAAGACCUAGACUUGGAGACAAAUGACCUACACCUUGAUGAUUUCCUGACAUCUGGGAAAUUUGACAUUAUUGCCUACACAGACCCUGACCUAGAUGACAUAAAGAAAGACAUGUUUAAUGAAGAAUUGGAUCUAAGUGACCCUAUGGAUGACAGUGCUGACACAACAGAUAUUCAGAGGGCUCUUUCUGAGAAAAGGAACUCAAACUCUGGUGGUACCAAGACGUCAUCCAGCUCAGAAUCUGUAAUUGCUAAGUCUGAGGCCCCAGGUGACCAGUCUUCCUCUGAAGUCAAACAGGAAGCUGCCAGUAGUAAGGGCUCUGCCUCUUUGGCAUCUGAGCUGGAGAUCAAAACAGAGGUCAAAGAGGGUCAGAAGCCCACUGAUGUGAUAGACCAGCAAGCUGACGGAAACAGCACGACCCCAAACCAGCAGGGAGUGCUCUCUGACUCCACCCCAGUCCUCUCUAGUUUACUCAUUAAGCAACAGCCAGAAGAGCAGUCAUUAAACCCAAUAGUUGAAUCUGUCACUCAAAGCACCAACCUGAUGUCCCAGCCAAACCAAGCCACUGACACUCAGCAUAGCUCUGGACUAACAAUGGGUCAAGCAGAAUCUGACGCCACUGACACGGGAGAAGCUUCCAUGUCUGGUUUUGGGGCAGAGCAUCAGGUGGGGCUGACCCCUGGUGUUGACCAGAGCGGUCUUAGCCAGGCUCAGCAGAACAUACUAAACCAGGCUGUGGGCCAGCAACAUCGGCCGCUGUUAUUGGAGGAGCAGCCGCUCCUAUUACAGGACCUUUUGGACCAGGAGAGGCAGGAGCAGCAGCAGCAGAGGCAAAUGCAGGCCAUGAUACGGCAGCGCUCCAGCGACUCCUUCUUCCCCAACAUCGAUUUUGACGCCAUCACUGACCCAAUUAUGAAGGCUAAGAUGGUUGCCCUGAAAGGCAUCAACAAAGUCAUGGUUCAGAACAACAUGGGAAUGACUCCCAUGGUUAUGAACAGGUUUCCUCCUGGUCCGAUACCACCUUGUCCUGAAAGCACCCCUGUUCCUCCACAAGUUGUUGGACAGGAUGCCAAAUUGACACAAGUAGCAAGGCCGAAUCCUCCAAACUUUGGGCCAGGUUUUGUCAACAACGCUCAAAGGGCUCAGUAUGAGGAGUGGCUCCAGGAGACACAGCAGCUACUUCAGAUGCAACAGAAGUUUCUAGAAGAGAAGAUAGGAGCACACAGGAAAUCCAAAAAAGCCCUGUCAGCCAAGCAGCGAACGGCUAAGAAGGCUGGGAGGGAGUUCCCUGAGGAGGAUGCCGAGCAGCUUAAACAUGUCACAGAGCAGCAGGGUGUUGUGCAGAAACAACUGGAACAGAUUCGCAAGCAGCAGAAGGAGCAUGCUGAGCUGAUUGAGGAGUACAGAGUUAAACAACAGCAAAACAACAUGCCACCUACUAUGAUGCCAGGAAUGCCACCAAUGCAAGUUCCUACUGGCAUAGUACCAGGUGGACCACCAAUGGUUCAGCCUCCUAUGAACCCCAUGAUGCAAAUGCAGCUACAUCAGGGCCAGCCAAAUGCAACCCCGCGUAUGCCCAAUGUACCACCCGGCUGGCACCUUAGAGCUCCAGUGCCCAUGGGUGGCCCAAGUAUGCCUCCUAUGAUGCCCCCACAGGUUACUAUGGGAAAUCCAGGUCCACCUCAUCAGAUGCCAAUGGGUAACCUACCUCAGCACCCACAGAUGCCCAUGGAACCUCAACCACCACAGGUUCCACCAGGUGGGGUCAAACCUGUGCAGGCAGGGGGUGUGAAGUUUGAUGACAACAACCCAUUCAGUGAGGGCUUUCAGGAGCGGGAGAGGAGGGAGAGACUGAGGGAGCAGCAGGAGAGGCAGCGGGUGCAACUCAUGCAGGAGGUGGAGCGACAGAGAGCUCUGAAACAACGCAUCGAGAUGGAGCAACAAGGCAUGAUAGGGCCAGAUGGGAACAUGGCACCACUUGCUCAGAUGCCCUUUUUUAAUUCUGAGCUGCCCCAGGACUUCAUACAGCCUCAGAGGCCUCCCCCACAACAGCAGCAACAGCCGAUGUUCCCCCAGCAGCAGGGCAUGCAGCCUGGUAUGGGCUCUCCGCCUGGGGCUUUUAUUCAAGGUGAUAGGAGAGUCAUGAUGGGAAAUGGGAUGAUGCCACAGGACAUGGGGCCUGGUUUUGGUCCUGAUAAUCUCCCAGCUAAUUUCCCUCAGGGUCAACCCAGACCUCGCCGGUUUAGUGGGCCAGGGAUUAUGCCACAAAUGCCUGUUGAUGGGCCUCCAUUUGGGGCAGAUACAGCCACUCCUCUGCCCUCCAACUUCCCAGGAUCAGGCCAGUCUCUGAUCCAACUUUACUCCAACAUCAUCCCAGAUGAGAAGGGAAAAAAGAAGAGAAACCGCAAAAAGAAAAAAGAUGAUGACGUAGAGUCAGUCAAGACACCCUCCACGCCGCAUUCUGACCUCACAGCCCCUCUUACACCCUGUGUCUCAGACACCUCCUCUACACCAACCAGAAACCCUCAUCUCUUUGGUGACCAGGACCUCUCCAGGUCCCCCUUGCUAGGUUCAUCCACUCCCAGUCACUCUGAACUGGAGAGGCAGCUAUCUGGAGGGCUAACUGGACAACCAAGUCUCCCCCCAGACACAGCAAGGGCCCAGGAGCAGGACAGGAUCCUCAGCAACAUCAAGCUGGAAAAGACUGAGACCAGUGAGUGUCAUGGGCCCAGAGAUAGUGCCAUUGGCUCAGAAAUGGGCUCUAUGAAAGAGGAGAGUAGUAAGGGCGCCAUGUCCCCUUUCCGUACUGGGCAGAGUCCUUCCAAUAAGGGCGAAGCUGGCAAUGAACUGUUGAAACACCUCCUGAAGAACAAAAACACGCCUCCACCGGGGCUGCCCCACCAGAGGUCAGAGGAGAGUCUGCGCUCAGAGGAGGAAGAAGCUGCAGACUGCAAGGCCCUGCUUCGACAGAGCUCCCUGGACAGUAAUGGGGCCUACUCAGAUGGCACACAUGACUUCCCUGGACCUCUGCUCCCUGAACAAGAAAAGAAGAAAGGGCGGAACAAAAGGGCUCCCAAGGGUGGGGAGAAACCUGUUUCUCGCUACAAGAAGAGGAAGAAGGAUGGAGAAGAAAAGCAACUAAUGCACUCUGGCGCUGACACUGUAAUGACCCAAAUCAAACAGCAGCUCUCUCUGCUGCCCCUGAUGGAGCCACUGAUCGGGGUCAACUUUGCUCAUUUCGCUCCCUACGGCAGUGGCCAGCUCAACGGGGAGAAUCUCCUGUCCGGGACCUUCGGAAGCGCCUCACUCGAUGGAGUUUCUGACUAUUAUUCUCAGUUGGCCUACAAGCAGAGUAACUUGAGCAACCCACCCACACCACCGGCAUCUCUUCCUCCCACUCCACCACCAGUGAGCCGACAGAAGAUGAUCAAUGGCUUUGCUACAACAGAGGAACUGGCCAGCAAAGCUGCUGCCAUGGUGUCAAAAGGCCUUGUCCCAAAGCCACUGCACGUCCCAUUCAGGACAGAGGAGGAUCUGCUGGCCCGAGCCAUCGCCCAGGGACCCAAAACUGUCGAUGUUCCAGCCUCUCUCCCUACCCCACCUCACAACAACCAGGAAGAGCUCAGUAACCGCGGACAGGAGCCUUGCAAAGACAGGGACACGCCGGACAGUUUUGUUCCAUCCUCGUCCCCCGAAAGCGUUGUUGGCAUGGAAAUUAGUCGCUACCCAGAUCUGUCCCUGGUGAAGGAAGAGCCUCCCUCCCCCUGCCUUUCUCCUGUCCUGCCUAUGCUCCCUGCACCUGAAGGGAAAGGGUCAGAGAUCAAACUUCAAGAUAUCAAGACAGAGCCUUCUGGAAUGUUCUUUGGCUCCCCCUUUGGCUCCGUGUCUAAUGAUUCCAAACAAGGGCUGGUGUCUGUGGCUAUCACACUGAGACCAGCUGCAGCAGAGAACAUCACGGGUGUAGUGGCGGCCAUUUCAGAUCUCCUAUGUGUGAAGAUCCCUAGCAGCUAUGAGGUCAGCAGCACCCCAGAAAAGGGGCCCCUGGCAAUGCUCAGUGGCCUGCGGGUAGGUCCCCAUGGCUUUGAGCCUCGACCACCCGUACUCUUCCAAGGACACAGCAAUAAUGGAGGCCCUCAGGGGGGCUCAGGUCAGCUGAUGAGGCCCAGUGGAACUCAAGGGAUGAUGCAUCAACAGCAGACGCAGCAUCUGCGCUUCCAGCCUGACAGCCCAGGCUCGGCUGCAGCCAGGGGACCCGAUCAGAAGAUCCCAGGCAGCCCUGGAUCCAAGCCCCAGUGGUGCUGUCACUGCAAGGUGGUGGUUCUGGGAAAUGGAGUUCUGAAAUCCAUCAAAGACCUCCCUGCCCAUAAACAGGAGACUGAAUAUCAGUUGAAGUCUGAGGGGAACUUGGUCUUCUGCAGUCACAGUUGCUUCCUUCUCUUUUCCUCAUCAUCGUCAUCCUCACAACCCAGAUCAACUACAGACACCAAGAAAUCUGUGGCUCUUCUGCCAGAUAUUGAGCAAAGAGAGAGCCUUUCCAAGGCCCAACACCAGUACAAUAACAACAUGUCCUCGCUGGAUGUUCAUUGUCUGGCCCAGCUCCAGCCCAAGCAGUCUCCCCCUUCCACCCCUCCCAUCCCCUUUCCCACGGCAAGUGGGCUACCCAAGACAGAAGCCAAAUCUGACACCAUCAGAGUUACAGUGAAGCUGAAGGCCCGACCAAGGGCCCACCACCAUGACGGGUGGCACCAGGGAAAGAGACAAAAGGGUCUCCGUUGGAGGAAGUGGACAGUUCAGGUGGUAGUACACAGAGGGAACUCACAACUCCCAGAUGAGGAUAAGAUCGACGAGCUCCUUAAGAAGCUGGGGGCCUCUUUGCGCCCCCGUGCCUCACUGCGGGACCAGAGGCGAUGUUGUUUCUGCCACCAGCUUGGGGAUGGAAUCACUGAUGGCCCAGCAAGGCUGCUUAACCUGGAUCUGGACGUAUGGGUCCACCUCAACUGCGCUCUGUGGUCCACCGAGGUAUAUGAGACUCAGGCGGGUGCCCUCAUCAACGUGGAGCUGGCGCUGCGCCGUGGCCAGUCAGUCCGUUGUGCCUAUUGCCAGCAGACGGGCGCCACCAGUGGCUGCCACCGCCUGCGCUGUACCAACGUCUACCACUUCACUUGUGCCCUGCAAGCUCAUUGCACCUUCUUCAAGGAUAAGACCAUGCUUUGUCAUGCCCACAGACCCCGGGGCACUGCUGGACAGGCGCUGGAGCAUGAGCUGCGUUGCUUUGCCGUGUUCCGACGUGUCUACGUUCAGAGGGACGAAGUGCGUCAGAUCGCCACCGCUGUGCAGCAGCCUGAACUGGGCUACACCUUCCGAGUGGGCAGCCUGGUGCUGCAUGCCAUAGGUCAGCUGACCCCACAGCAGAUGGCAGCCUUCCACUCACCCACUGCCAUUUUCCCAAUUGGCUAUGAGGCUUGCCGCAUCUACUGGAGCAUGCGCCAUGGCAACCAGCGCUGUCGCUAUAUCUGCUCCGUGGAGGAGGGGAAUGAAGUGCCAGAGUUUUCCAUUCGCGUCAUUGAACAGGGCUAUCAAGACCUGGUCCUGACUGACACCACCGCUAAAGGAGUGUGGGAUAAGGUUCUGGGUCCAGUUGCUGAGAGAAGAACUGAAUCAGGCACUCUGAAACUCUUCCCUAUCUACCUAAAGGGAGAGGAUCUGUUUGGGCUUACAGUCUCUGCAGUUACCAAAAUUACAGAAUCACUCCCGGGAGUGGAGGCUUGCGAGAGAUACUCUUUCCGUUAUGGACGCAACCCACUGUUGGAGUUACCGCUCAUCUUCAACCCUGCUGGCAGUGCCCGUGCCCAGCCUCGAACCUGCACUGCCGCCCGUGCACUGGUGAUAAGGCCACAGCCCCAGACUGUAUCCAGCAGCAGUGCCAGGUCCAACCAGAAUGUGGCCCAGGGAGAAGGUGGCGCCCCACACAGCAAGCCUCCAGUAGUGCACCCCAGAUCCUCCCAGUACCGCUGGAUGAAGAGUGAGUGGAGAGCCAAUGUCUAUCUGGCACGGUCCCGCAUCCAGGGCCUGGGCCUGUUUGCCGCCAGGGACAUUGAAAAACAAACCAUGGUGAUCGAGUACAAUGGAACCAUUCUUCGCAACGAAGUCGCCAUUAGUAAAGAGAAGAUGUACAGAGCUCAGAACCGAGGAGUAUUCAUGUUCCGCAUUGACAGUGAACAUGUUGUGGAUGCCACCCGAACCGGAGGGCUAGCAAGGUACAUAAACCACUCUUGUGCCCCAAACUGUGUCGCUGAGGUGGUAACGUUCGAAAGGGGUUACAAAAUUAUCAUCAGCAGCAGUCGUAGGAUUGAGAAAGGAGAGGAGCUGUGUUUUGACUACCAGUUUGACACUGUGGACGGUCAGCACCAGAUCGCCUGCCACUGCGGCGCCCCCGAGUGCAGGAAGUGGAUCAACAGAGCAUAACGGAAAUGACAUUAAAUACAAAAUGCAUUCCUUGCCCCCGGUGUGUGCAUGCCCCGAUCUCUGCGGGGAGCAAAUGGCUUCACGCUAAAGUCAUUUUAUGAAUGAGCAGAGGGCCUGAACCCGUCGAGUGGAGUCCCGGCUGACUAGUACGGGUCGGCCGGGAGGAGUUAGGGAACUUACGAGGCAGUAGCAGGAUGUGACUUGUGCCAUAUGUGAGAGGCUCUAACGUAUUGGAUGUCCUCAGUCUGUCUAUAUGUACC
Lampris incognitus (smalleye Pacific opah) is the source of this 16321-nucleotide messenger RNA. It is a transcript of the gene kmt2cb, whose product is annotated as lysine (K)-specific methyltransferase 2Cb. The record is from RefSeq and is a predicted model, not a curated record. The coding region runs from base 1095 to 16061 and encodes 4988 amino acids. Gene Ontology annotation, biological process: positive regulation of transcription by RNA polymerase II. Lineage: Eukaryota; Metazoa; Chordata; Actinopteri; Lampriformes; Lampridae. The transcript has 61 exons. Gene Ontology annotation, cellular component: MLL3/4 complex; nucleus. Gene Ontology annotation, molecular function: histone binding; histone H3K4 methyltransferase activity; transcription coactivator activity.